AGCAUGACCACGACGACACAUAUCCGAUGGGAAAAGGCCGCGCCAACGACGGACAUCACGAUGGAAGAUCCGACGCGGAGGUAUGCGCAUGCCGCCACGGUGUUCCGACCGAAUGACCAGGCAGGAACGUUAAACCAAGUGAUCGUGUACGGCGGCGCGAUGUUGUCCGAGGGCGAAAAGGCGGACACGCCACUUCCAGAUGUGUGGUUGAUGACGAUUGUUGGUGAGACCACACCACCGUCGGCGGCGGCGGCGACAGCAACACCAUCACCUGUUGGGGCUACACCAACCGUAGAAUGGAAGCGUUUGCGGUCGUUCAAUGCUCCUACUCGCGGACACAACAAAUAUCACACCAUGGUGGCGGUGGGGGCUGACGUGUACGUGUUUGGGAAUCGUGCGAUGGGCACUCUAAAGGAGGAACGUUUUCUCCAGCAUUUGUUUGAGAUUCAAAAGUUCCGCGUCGACGUCGCAACUUUGUCGGCGACGUGGGAGGCAGUCAAGUACAACGCUCCGAGCAUGAUUGCCGGACGUCUGGGCCACGGGACCGCCGUCUUGGCGGACGGUCGCAUCGUGUGCUAUGGCGGCAAAGACGUCGGCAUCAACUCGACUCGGUACUACAACGACGUGAUCGUGUUUGAUCCCAAGACUUUGGACGUGACGUACCACCCCGAAGAACGUGACCAGUCGGCAUCCCGCGCAUACUUUGCGCUCGCGGCGGCGGGCUCGCGGCUCUUUUUGAACGGGGGGUGCGCGUUUGCCGUCGACGGCCAGACCAUGACGGUCAUGAGUAAGUCCAGUCCGUUGCGGCUCUUGGACGUGACCCGCGCGGUGCCGCCGCGGAGUUCGCGAUGGCGAGACAUCAAGUUCGACCAUGUCAAGCCCAUCAACGCCGCGCGGCUCGACCAUUCGGUGGCGUGGCUAAACGGCCACACUUUGCUCUACUUGGGAGGCACCAACGUCAGCAGCUACACGAUAUUAGACCCGUGGGCAUUCAAUAUCCAGACCAACAACGUCGUGAACGUGGUCAUGUCAGGGUCUGUUCCUUCGAAACGCGCCAACACGGUGCUCGUGCAAGUCGACGCCACGACGCUAUUGUGUUUGGGCGGCAAGGAGCGCAUCAAACGCCGAGAGCCAGGACCACGCUACGGCAAUGUGCAUACCCCGGGGGUGUAUGUGGGCACGAUCAGUGUCACAGACGAGGCGACUUUGCCACGGCCACCCGUCACGCCUGUGGGUCUGCUCAAGCGCAAGAGAAGCGCGACGGACUCGCCAGAAGCGCCGCAGAAGCCCCUCAAGCGCCUGGAUGUGACAACGCGACCGGGAGGCGGCGGCGGCGUCGCUACGGCAGAUGGAGACAUGAAGGAAUCGUCGAAACAGUCGGCACCAACGGUUGUGCCUCGGCCCUUGGACGCAGAACUUUUGUCUAUACAGAAUGACGACCGCAUCGUGGCACUUCAACACGAAGUGGACGCGUUGCGACACGAGAACGCCCAAUUGCGUAUCGAAAGCCAUCGGUGGCAGGUCGAGGCAUCGCAUGCAAAGGAACAGCAGCCGUCCACGCAGCUGCAUGAGAUCAAACUUAGCAUCGACAACGUCGCCAUGAUGGUGGACGAGAAGCGGCGGUACCAGUCCAACUCGCAGAGCACGGUCAACAGUUCGCAGGACUCGCCAUCGGACCUGCUCGUGAAUGCGGAUGGGCACCCUCUGUCACAUGCGGCGCUGCAAGUGGAGCUCCAUCGAGCCUCGACGAGACUCGCCGCUGCCAUCCGCAAAGCCAGCGAGUCCAGCAAGAUGGCAAUCAAGUCCCGCAAGGCGGCAGAGGCGGACCAAGAUGCGCUCGUGGCUGCCGCAGAAAAGGUGGCCGACAUUUCGCGCGCCAUGACCCGCGACGGCGCCAACAAUGACAGCACGAGCAGUGGCAGCGCCACGCAAGAAGACUCGGUGCUGUAGUAGACAUGUGUAUAUAAUAUGAGCUCAAUAGAGCCAUCGUGGUGCGUGGGACGCGUCGUAGUCGAUGACUG
Messenger RNA from Aphanomyces astaci, 2021 nucleotides. RefSeq lists its product as hypothetical. The transcript has 11 exons. The record is from RefSeq and is a predicted model, not a curated record. Gene Ontology annotation, molecular function: protein binding. Gene Ontology annotation, cellular component: cell cortex of cell tip. Bases 4 to 1950 code for a protein of 648 amino acids. NCBI's taxonomy places the organism in Eukaryota, Oomycota, Saprolegniomycetes, Saprolegniales, Verrucalvaceae.